AUUGAAAACUUGUACAGUUCAUGUGUGCGUAAUAGAAUUCGAUUCUUUAUAAAAAUACAUUAUAUUAAUUGUCUAUAUAAUUUGUCUUCAUUCUGUUUAAACUGGGCAGUAAAAAGGGCGAUAAAAUCUAUUUUUGUAUGCUGUAGAUGUUACAUCGUCGUUCGCGGUCGACCGUAAUUUCGAGCGAGAUGAAUUCAUAACGUGCUGUUGACGUGCAACAACGAAAUGUCGAUGAUCGUGAGUUUUCCCAUAUCAUUGUUUUAUCUCAGUACGCUCUAUUUGGCGUGCAGAGGUGCAAGUGAACCUUUGCGGAAACUGCCCGAAAUCGAGGCCAGUGUCAAUAGCGGCGAUGUCACGGAAACGCAGCAUACCGCAUGCACGAUCGCAACAGAGGAGAUGGUUGCGAAUGCACGUGCGACCGUUACGACGGUACUCACCGGGACUUGUAAAGCAAAGAAAAUGGACGAAAAAUUCGCGAGCCUAGAGAGAAAGUUGAUGGGAGAGUUCGCACAUAUCAAGUGGUUACUCCACAAUGUUUUGGAGCAGCAACCGAAUCAAUUGAAAAAUAUACGAAAUGCUAAUCUGUACGACGUUACAACAUCCUGUGCUUAUGUAUCGCCGAGACAGACCGAGAUCGAUAAAUUCAACAAUACCGUGCAAAACUUGUCAACAUUAAACGAUACGACAAGUGCAUUCAUUUACUACUGGCAGGUGAAUCAGUUUAAUGAAAUGCUGAAGAAUUGGCAUACUGGUCGUUCAAUGCGCAGCCCUAUCUUCUACGUGGGUCAACACGGUUACGCCAUGUAUUUGAAAAUUACGCCAAAAUAUUUUCCCGAUGGUACGAUCUUUGUUGGUGUCGGACUGACUGCUGGUCGUUACAAUUCCAUUCUCGCGUGGCCGUUUCCACAUAGGAUCCGCCUAGAGAUUUUAGAUCAUUCUCCGGAAAAUGUACGUGAGGACCGGCGAUCACGAAUUUGGGAUCCAGCAACAAUUUGCACGGGAAAGUUUUGGGGAAGACCAGCGAACGCAAAGGACAAUCCAGAGUGUGUCGGUUUAAGUAUACCCAGGUAUCUCAUUGUAUCAAACUCGUUAUCAACCAUAUCUCAGGAAUAUUUGAGAAAACGCAGGUAUAUGUGGAACGGAAAUCUGCUAAUAAAACUUGUUGUUUAUUUAUAAACUAUUCAAGAUAAGUAUAUAAAAAAGUGUCAUUUAUUAUGUGCAAUGUUCUUGCUAAUAUUUACUUUUAAUAUAUAUUAUUUUACAAUUACAAUUUGAAAAAAAAAUUAUUACAUAUUAAAUAAAACAAAGUAGUUAAAAUAGGAGAUUUGGAUAUUAAUUAAGUAAAGAUAACAGGUUUUGUAUAAUUUAUUGAAUACAAAUCAGAUCGAAUUUAACAAUUAUGUGAAAAUUAUACGACUUAAAGUUACUUAGCAGUAAAUAAUUACAAUCCCGUCAAUCGGGUACAUACAAAUAAAUACAUAGCCAUCGAGAUGUUUUUAUAGAUAAGUGAAGAUUUCUAAGCUAAUACUUUUUAGCAUUAAUAUAGCGGUUUCAUUUUUAUAUGCUUCCUUCAUGGACAGUGCAGUAACAAUGAUAAACUUUCUGUAGAAGUUGUAUACAAAAUAAAAUGUCAUACAAUCG
Molecule: messenger RNA, 1641 nt
Organism: Ooceraea biroi (clonal raider ant)
Lineage: Eukaryota; Metazoa; Arthropoda; Insecta; Hymenoptera; Formicidae
Product: TNF receptor-associated factor 6
Molecular function (GO): protein binding
Source: RefSeq, a predicted model, not a curated record